AAUGAAGGGCAGUUUGUCGCCCACCCCCCCGUGAACCGCGUGGUUUUGCGGUGUGGGGAGCCCCCACCCCUCCCUGUUCCCCGACGUGACAUCAAGGUGGGGCUGGAUCGGCCCCGAAGGCCCCAUUGGGGCUGGUUAUCCCCCAGUCCCGCAGCACGGGGACGCUUUAAUGCAGCAUCACCGCAACAGCCCCGCACCCAGCGAAACCCACCCCCCUAAAAAAAAAUAGAGCGCUGCGCCUUUAAAAACAAAAUGGCCGCCACCACUCGCGAAUCCCCCCAUCCAAUGUCCAAACGUCACUUCCGGGGGGCGGGGCGUGGAAGCCGGAAGUGUAUCGCUCUCGCAAGAUGGCGACUCCCUAUGUGACUGACGAGACCGGGAAGUACAUCGCCUCUACGCAGCGCCCUGACGGCACCUGGAGGAAGCAGCGGCGUGUGAAGGAGGGCUACGUGCCACAGGAGGAGGUGCCGGUGUAUGAGAACAAAUACGUCAAGUUCUUCAAAAGCAAACCUGAGCUGCCACCGGGGCUGAGCCUGGAAGCCAACACCCAACCCAGCAAGCAGCCAAGCAAAGCAGAAGGAGGAGAGACUGGACUGUCCAAAACAGCGAAAAGGAACUUGAAACGUAAAGAGAAGAGGAAGCAACAGCAGGAAAAAGGAGAGAAGGAAACAGACGGACUGAUCCAAUCGCUGGAGAAGGUUUCCUUGUCGGGGGGCAGCAGCGGGGACACGGGGGGGGCCGCACCGCAGCCAACCUGCGGCACCCAGAGCAAUGCUGACGGGGAAGCUGCAGCCUCAGAGAAAAGCAAGAAGAUCAAGAACCUGAAGAAGAAGCUGCGGCAGGUGGAGGAGCUGCAGCAACGGCUCGACUCCGGGGAGAUCAAACAACCCACUAAGGAGCAGCUGGAGAAGCUGGGCCGAAGGAAAGCACUGGAGGAGGAGCUGCACGAGCUGGAGCUGGACUUGUGAGGGGUGGGCUGUCGUGUGGGGUUGGCGUCCCCAGCGCAGGCUGUCUGGACUGAACGCCGGCCCCUUUAUCCUGGGCUUUUAUUUUGGGUGGGUGCCGUCGUUAUUUCUUUUACCACAACAGUUGUUUUAUUUUUUGGGGGUGGGUUUGGUUUUGUUUUGUUUUGUUUUUUUCCCACCUAUCGGUGUUAGAAAGUCAGCAACUCUCAGAUACCUCUCCACCUUUUUAACGUUUAUUUGUUGGGGCCGGGCAGGCAGGGCUGGGGGUUGUUGGGGUAGCAGCUCUUCCUUGACUUCUUCCCCAGCCCAUUCUGUGUUACAGCCUGUCAUCCUCUUCCUUUCCUUUUUAAUCAUGCAAUAAUAAAAUUGCAGUAGUGACCC
Messenger RNA from Coturnix japonica (Japanese quail), 1346 nucleotides. The record is from RefSeq and is a predicted model, not a curated record. NCBI's taxonomy places the organism in Eukaryota, Metazoa, Chordata, Aves, Galliformes, Phasianidae.